Messenger RNA from Myxozyma melibiosi, 660 nucleotides. Its product is annotated as protein-tyrosine phosphatase-like protein. Gene Ontology annotation, biological process: regulation of ERK1 and ERK2 cascade; negative regulation of protein binding; protein dephosphorylation. The record is from RefSeq and is a predicted model, not a curated record. The transcript has 4 exons. Gene Ontology annotation, cellular component: nucleoplasm; cytoplasm. The coding region runs from base 1 to 660 and encodes 219 amino acids. Gene Ontology annotation, molecular function: F-box domain binding; protein tyrosine/serine/threonine phosphatase activity. Lineage: Eukaryota; Fungi; Ascomycota; Lipomycetes; Lipomycetales; Lipomycetaceae.
AUGUCUGAGCCCUCAGUGCACAGUCCCGCGCAAGACAGAUCCCGCGCACCGGUCCUACCCCGAACCCUCGUCCCUCCAUGCUUCUUCAACGUCCCCUCCACCAUCAACGACUGGCGCUACGAGUGCCGCCGAAUGGCGCAGCUCAUAAUCCCAAACCUCUUCCUCGGCCCAAUGUCUGUGAUCCGCGACGAAUCCUUCAUCACCGAAAACAACAUCAAGCUCGCUCUCAGCAUAUCCAGUCCGCAGACGUGGCAGAUCCUGCACAAACGAUACGCUGGCUUACCACAGUACCAGGCCCUACCGGUCUCUGGCACCGCAGAUCUAGUCAAGACCUUCCCGCAGGCGAAACAAUUGAUCGAUAACACUAUAUCCGAAGGAGGCUCGGUCUUGGUCUACUGCGAGACUGGCAACGAGAUGAGUGCUGCCGUGGUCGUCGCAUAUAUAAUGGAAACUAAUCGAUGGGAUCUAAUCCGUUCUAUCCAAUAUGUUCAGUCGCAAAGGUUCUGUGUCGCUUUAGACGAUUACGUAAAGUACCAGCUUCGAACAUACGAAUCCCUAUGCGUGGCUCGACAAGAAGUCAAAGAAACUCCAGCUUUCAGCCAUAAUCGACCUGCCGUCAGACGUACGAUCGACGACCUAUACGAAGACGACGACUCGUGA